Messenger RNA from Linepithema humile (Argentine ant), 1329 nucleotides. The record is from RefSeq and is a predicted model, not a curated record. NCBI's taxonomy places the organism in Eukaryota, Metazoa, Arthropoda, Insecta, Hymenoptera, Formicidae.
UUUAGGUAACGAAAAAGAAAGGAAUACAAUCAAUAAGACAAUAUAGCUAUAUAUACAGAGUAGAGAACUACAUAUGCAUAUUUAUAUUCUUCCAAUUAAUAUAUUAAUUGUAUUUAUAACAGUAUAAAUAAGUUUGGUAAAUAAUGCGUAUUUUUUGAUAUAAUUAUUAUCUGAGAACAGUUCUAUUUGAGAUGUAAAUAAUUAGUUCUGCAUUAUUUCUCAAAAAACCAUUCGUGUAAAUGAUAUGAUAUAACAUCUUUUUCGCGGGGUAGUAAUUGCUAUACCAACAUAGGCAUGAUGUUGCAGCGCUUCUUCAUGACUUGAACUUCAUAGUUUUGACUGACGUAUCAAUAUUUACAUUCAAAUGAAGAACCAUACGUAUUUCUUCGUCUUCUUGUACCGUAUUCAGUUAUCUCUGUUCUGUAAGGAGAAACGGACACAAUGUCAGAAGUUAUUGUAACGGAAAAAAACGUGUGGCAAUAUUACGAAAGAGUGUCAAAUUACGAAGCAAAAUGCAGGUUAUGCAGACAAAAUUAUGUUUACGUCUAUUCAACCUUCAGACUACAUAUAACAGCAAAAAUUCAUGAUGAUAUAACAACAUACGAAGAAACAUGUAAAGGACGACAAGAAUGGCCAUGGACAUGUUAUAAGUACAAUGAUACUUUCUCACAAUGUCUUUUCUGUCGUAAGAAUUUUCAAUCUGAUUUUCAGUCUUUAGCAUCUCAUCUACACCACAAGCAUGUUAACGAAGUGAAGAAUUACGUACUUCACGAUUGGAUAUAUAAAUAUUGUACGAAGGUUGGCGAUUUUAAAGUGCAAUGUACCGAAUGUAUCCAGAAAUUACAUAUUACUCUCCAUCAAAAUUUAAAUAUACAUAUAGUAAGUAAACAUUCGGAAGAAUUAAGAAAUGCGCAAGAAACACGCGACAUAGUUCUUUCGUCAAAAUCCGUCAUGAAUUUAAAAACUAUAGAAGUUAAAGAAAACAUGUGGGAAUAUUAUACUAAACUGUCGUCUUUUGAAGCAAAAUGCAAAUACUGCACCUAUAAAGUUAAAUAUAUUUUUAUUAAACACCUUUCUAUGCACGUAAAAAAAUGGCAUAAAUCCUUAUCUGAAUGGGAACAAGCAGACGAAAAUCAAAAACCAUGGAUAUAUUUUAAGUAUUCGUAUGAAUAUACUUUUGAUAAAAACAUAUUGCACUCAGAAUGUCUCAUGUGUGGUGAAUUCUUUCUGACUACUCUUGAAUCUACAAAGACACAUCUGUCACAGCAUUCUGAAGAACUACAUGACUUCAUACGUGAUCAUUGGUGUCCCAUCAUAUAAUUGUAAGUC